AUGGAAUUGGCCUAUGAAGAAACGACAACGUCUCAAUCAAUCACCAUGAAAGGUGGGGAUGGCCCAUUAAGCUAUGCCAAAAACUCUAGCUUGCAGAAAGGAGUUGUGGACGCUACAAAAGAAAUGAUGAUACACGCGAUUGCAGAUAAGCUUGACAUGGAGAAGCUUUGUUCCGAAGCAUUUCGCAUAGCUGACUUCGGGUGUUCCACAGGACCAAACACUUUUUUCUCCAUGCAAAACAUCAUACAAGCAGUGGAGCAAAAGCACCGUCAAACCAACCCUGAAACUGCUCUGGAGUUUCAGUUGUUCUUCAAUGAUCACUCCAGCAACGAUUUCAACACCCUUUUCAAAUCCCUCCCACCCUCGUGGCCACACUUCAUUGCCGGAGUUCCGGGUUCGUUCUACGGACGAUUGUUCCCUAAAUCCUCGAUCCAUAUCGGACACUCGGCGAAUGCAUUGCAAUGGCUGUCCAAAGUUCCCAAUCAAGUGGUUGAUUGCGGUUCUUCAGCUUACAACAGCGGAAGCAUAUAUUGCACUGGAACUGAAUCAGAAGUGGCAAAAGCGUUUGCGUCUCAGUUUGAGAAUGAUAUGGAAACCUUUUUGAACGCCAGAGCUGAAGAGCUUGUAAAUGGAGGGUUGAUUGUAAUCCUUAUGGGUGGAAUUCCGGAUGGAAUCUCUCUAUCUCAGACUGCAAUCGGCAAAUUUUAUGAUCUUCUUGGAUCUUGCCUUGUGGAUUUGACUAACAAGGGAUUAAUCGAUGAAGAAAAGGUGAAGUCUUUUAACUUGCCCCUACACUUUCCAACAGCCAAGGAGCUAAAGGCAUUGAUCGAGAGAAAUGGACGUCUCUGCAUCGAGAGUAUUGAUGAAAUGACAGGACAGGUAAAGCGUGUGCCGGCGUUGCCGAGUACCGAGAACUAUAUAUCCCUCGUAAGAGCUGGAUUUGAAGUAUUGAUUAAAAAGCAUUUCGGAAAUGAGAUGGUUGAUGAGUUCUUCACAUAUUAUGGUCAGAAACAUUUGGAGUCUAGCUUCGUUUUUGGAGAGAAUGCUGUUGAUAAUACCCUGAUAAGUGUGAUUCUUAAGCGCAUCUAAAGUCUUAAA
Messenger RNA from Hibiscus syriacus, 1098 nucleotides. RefSeq names its product loganic acid O-methyltransferase-like. The transcript has 3 exons. Gene Ontology annotation, molecular function: S-adenosylmethionine-dependent methyltransferase activity. Lineage: Eukaryota; Viridiplantae; Streptophyta; Magnoliopsida; Malvales; Malvaceae. Bases 1 to 1089 code for a protein of 362 amino acids. The record is from RefSeq and is a predicted model, not a curated record. Gene Ontology annotation, biological process: methylation.